Pseudozyma flocculosa PF-1 is the source of this 405-nucleotide messenger RNA. RefSeq lists its product as uncharacterized. Gene Ontology annotation, biological process: nuclear-transcribed mRNA catabolic process, deadenylation-dependent decay. NCBI's taxonomy places the organism in Eukaryota, Fungi, Basidiomycota, Ustilaginomycetes, Ustilaginales, Ustilaginaceae. Gene Ontology annotation, cellular component: P-body; CCR4-NOT core complex. Gene Ontology annotation, molecular function: molecular adaptor activity. The record is from RefSeq and is a predicted model, not a curated record. Bases 1 to 405 code for a protein of 134 amino acids. The transcript has a single exon.
AUGGUGCUCACGGCCGCCGCCAACCAGCUGCGCUACCCGUCGAGCCACACGGCCUACUUCAGCUCGUUGCUGGUCCACCUCUUUGCGUCGGCGCGCGACGACGCCGUGCGCGAGCAGAUCACCCGCGUCCUCCUCGAGCGCCUCAUCGUCAACCGCCCGCACCCGUGGGGCCUGCUGGUGACCUUCAUCGAGCUGAUGCGCAGCCACCGCCAGCUGAUGCCCAAGGCGCCCGGCGAGAUCCAGGCGCUGCUCGACCAUAUCUCGUCGACCCUCGUCGGCCCCGGCAACGGCAACGGCACCGGCCCAGGCGCGGAGGACGGCAGCCUCGCCCAAGGCGUCCCAGCCGCCCAGAUGAACGGCAUCGCACCUGGUCUUGGCUUCCAGCAGCAGCAGCAGCAGGCCUGA